AUGGGCUCUCCUCCUCGGCGGCGCAGCUGUUCCUCCAUGGCGUGCGGCGGUACCCGCAUGGAGUGGUCCGAGCUGCCCGCUGACCUCGUGCUCGCCGUCUUCGCGCUGCUCCCCUCCGACGCCGACCGCGUCCGCUUCCGCGCCGUCUGCCAGAGGUGGGCCGCCGUGGCGGCGUUCUGGCGCCCGCGGCCGUGGCUCGUCGGCUCCCGCACCGACCGCUCCGGCCAGGGCGCCGCCAUGUCGUCCUUCUGGCUCUCCCAGGCCGGCCGCCUCGUGCCCUUCGCUGCCGCCGUGCCCCCCGGCCUGGAGUACCUCUCCUCCUCCCACGGCUACCUCGUGCUCUCCGACCCCACGGCCGUCCCCAAGGCGAUUACGCUGGUCAACCCCGUCACCGGCCGGCGCAUCCCGCUCCCUCCCAUCGCCUUCUUCAAGAGGUGGCACGACGUGGCCACCGUCGUGCUGUCGGCCGAUCCGGGCGGGGCCACCGAGUGGGCCGCGGUGGCCGCCGGCUUCCCGGCCGACCGCAUCGCGUACUACAGCUCCGCCACGGGAGCCUGGACGCCCCUGGCUUUCAGCGCCGCCGGGUACGCCGGGGUCGAGCACUACAGGGGGCGGUUCUACGUGGCCUUCAAGAAUCAGCUCUGCGUCAUCUGCGAGCUUGAGUGCGGCGCGCCCCCUGCCGUCAUCCCGCUCGAGCACGUCGAGGGCGACGGCGGCGGCGGUGGAUCCGACGACGACGAGCUGGUCCCAGGAAGCGGCAGGUCCGUCGCCCUCGACUCGCACCUGGUGGAGUGCGACGGCCAGCUGCUGCUCGUGUCGGUGCGCGACGAGACGGACUACAACUCGGACAACGACAUUGGCGCGGGCGACGCCGACGCCGACGACGAGGGCAGCAGCGCCGGCGGCGGCAGCACGCGCGUGGUCGAGGUGCACAGGGUGGAAUUAGUCGGGGACGGUGCUGUGCGGCUGGUGCGGGUGGAGGACCUCGGCUGGCACGCUCUGUUCCUUGGCCGGAACCAAGCGUUCGCGCUCUCGACGGCAGACUUCCCGGCGUGCCGCGUCAACUGCGUCUACCUCUUGGACAGGCAGGGCCACCCUGACGGGGUCGUCAGGGUGGUGAACAUGGAGAGCCAGUGGGCGCGCCUCGAGGAGACCAUCUACCCCGACGACGGCCGGCGAGGUUUGCCCUCGGUCGGCUGGGCUCGCCGUGGCUGGUUCUUCCCGAAUAAUUAA
This is a messenger RNA of Triticum turgidum subsp. durum (durum wheat), 1233 nucleotides long. The record is from the annotation of a GenBank genome assembly. NCBI's taxonomy places the organism in Eukaryota, Viridiplantae, Streptophyta, Magnoliopsida, Poales, Poaceae.